Molecule: messenger RNA, 942 nt
Organism: Scheffersomyces coipomensis
Lineage: Eukaryota; Fungi; Ascomycota; Pichiomycetes; Serinales; Debaryomycetaceae
Exons: 1
Coding region: 274-456 (60 amino acids)
Source: RefSeq, a predicted model, not a curated record
GCACUAUACCUACUGAUGAUAGAUGAAUAGAUGCCGAUGUAGAUGGAUUGAUUGAUUGAUUGAUUGAGUAAUACAGAAGAAAGAAGAAGAAGAAGAAGAAGAUAAAAAGAAAAAGAAGACACACUCCCCAAAAAAAAUAAAUAAAAUCAAAUUUACGUAAAGGCAAAUGGAAUUAGCACUGGCUCACACUCUCAAUAAGGCAAAAAUACAUUUUUUUUACUUUAUAUAUUUUAAGACGUGAAAGUCUUAAAUGAUGAUUCAUAAUUUUUGACUAUGAAUUGUUGUAAUGUUGUCAUUUUUAAAUCAUAUGUUGUUAUUUCGAUUAAAUUAACUAUACAGUUAGUUUAUCAUAUGGUUAACUACUACUCCUUUAAUCGAUUUGUUGAUCUGUUUAUGAUUGUGUUUUUUGUGGUGAUACCCCUCGUCUUUGAUCUUCAUAAUAACUACUACUAUUAAUACUACUGAUUUUGUAACCUAUUUUAUAGUUUAACUUGAUAACAAUAACAAUAACCACUACACACUUACACACUCGUUUAAAUCGAAGCUUGUUUCAGAAGUUGUCUAUACUACACUCUGAAUCCCCCUUACUGAGUCUAAACUACCCAACAUCAUUAUUCUAUCUAUAUAUUAUACAACUCCUUUCUUUAAGUAUAAACAGAUUGAUCUAACUAAUUGCUGAGUCACAACUAACUAGUCUUAACUGAUCUCUACUGAUAGUUGGCGAUAAGAGAAAAGUAAAAUGUAACACAAAAUUAGAAAUUAGUUGCGGUAACGAUUUUAUAAACAAUCACCGGAGCCGCGGUGCCUAAUUAGGUUAUUUAUAAGUUAUUAUACCAUUUAAAUGACCUUUCCUUUAAACUAAAAUUAACCCAUCAGUGAUUCCACCUAUAUCAUCAUCACUGAAUGAUAGAAUUAUUAUAAUUAUUAUUAUUAUUAUUAUUA